AUGGUUGCUGAUUUACAUGACAAUAUUCAAAAAUUAUCAGAAAAGGCAGCCCCAAGUGAAAAAUACAAUGUAGUCUUUGUUCUUGGGCCUCCUGGAAGUGGAAAAGGGACACAAUGUCAGCGAAUUGAAGAGACUUACGGCUAUGUCCAUUUGAGUGCCGGUGAUUUACUACGUGAAGAACGUCAAAGGAAGGGUUCAGAAUAUGGAGAAUUAAUUGAGCAACAUAUUCGUGAAGGGAUAAUUGUUCCUGUUGAAAUAACUUGCAAAUUAAUUGAAAAUGCAAUGUUGGCACGUUCUGUUUCAGCAAACGGGUUUUUAAUUGAUGGAUUUCCACGGAAUCAAGACAAUUUGGAUGGUUGGGAUAAACAAAUGGCCGAUAAAGCUGCUGUCCUUUUUGUUUUGGUAUUACAAGCACCUAUUGAAGUUUGUGUUGAGCGUUGUAUGAAUAGAGGUCAAAAUCGUUCUGAUGAUAAUGAGGAAUCAAUGCGCAAACGUAUUGUAGUAUAUAACGAACAAACAUUACCAAUUAUCAACCAUUUUCGUGCAUUAAAUCUUGUAGAAGAAGUUGAUGGAAGUCGAACUCCGCCAGAAGUGUCAGCAGAUGUCCACAGAGCUUUUCAAAGUUUUGGAAUUGCAGAACGUACAACUUCAGAUUUAUCAAAUUGCUCAUCGAAGGAAUGUUAA
This is a messenger RNA of Meloidogyne enterolobii, 684 nucleotides long. The record is from the annotation of a GenBank genome assembly. Lineage: Eukaryota; Metazoa; Nematoda; Chromadorea; Rhabditida; Meloidogynidae.